Acanthamoeba castellanii str. Neff is the source of this 2157-nucleotide messenger RNA. RefSeq names its product beta-mannosidase precursor mannanase mannase family protein. Gene Ontology annotation, molecular function: beta-mannosidase activity. The coding region runs from base 1 to 2157 and encodes 718 amino acids. The record is from RefSeq and is a predicted model, not a curated record. The transcript has 18 exons. Gene Ontology annotation, biological process: glycoprotein catabolic process; carbohydrate metabolic process. NCBI's taxonomy places the organism in Eukaryota, Discosea, Longamoebia, Acanthamoebidae.
AUGCCCCAGGGCAUCUACAAGCCCAUUGCCCUGCUGGGCUACACAUCGCCCGUCAUCACCGCCCUCGUGCCUCAGGUGCGCACCAACGUCCACCCCCACCCCCAUCCCCACAAAGCCCGACCUUCUCACAUGGCCACUGCACCACUCACACCACCAAAACAAGACCUUCGUUCGCGUCACUUCCGCGUGGAGGUGGAGACUGUGUUGCUGGUUCCCUCGGGAACAGGAGCGACGAGCGUAGCCGGUAUGCUGAAGGUGAGCGUGGCUGGGGCCUCUCAGAACAUUCCGUGCCAGCUCCACGCGGGCGAGAAUCGGGUGCGCGCGACGAUCUUGGUGUCCAACGUGGACCUGUGGUGGCCCGUGGGUUACGGUGCGCAGCCUCUGUACUCCCUGACCGCGACCUUCACCCCGUCGUCGGCUUUGAGGGACGACCACGACCACGAUCGCCCUUGGCUCGCUCCCGUCAGCGCGGACCGCCAAGUGGGCUUCCGCACCGUUGAGCUCGUCACCGACAAGUAUUCCAACCAAAAGGGCUCCUCAAUGUUCUUCCGCAUCAACGGGGUGCCCAUCUUCGCCAAGGGCGCCAACUUUGUGCCGAUGGACUCCUUUGAGAACCGCGUGAGUGAUCAGGACAUGGUGCAGCUCGUGCAGGACGCCCUCGAUGCCAACAUGAACGUACUCAGGGUGUGGGGCGGCGGAGUCUACCAGCAGGACAAGUUCUACCAGCUGUGCGACGAGAAGGGCAUCAUGGUGUGGCAAGAGUUCAUGUUCGCGUGCGCCAUGUACCCUCGCGACGAGAAAUUCCUGGCCACCACGGCCGCCGAGGUCACUCACCAGGUGGAGAGGUUGACGCACCACCCCUCAAUCAUCUUGUGGUCCGGAAGUAACGAGAACGAGGCCGCCUUCGACUGGUUUGGUGCGACGCGUACCAACCCUCGCCUCUACGUGGUCGACUAUGCCAAGCUCUACUUCGACACGAUCCGCGAGACGCUGCUCACGUUGGACGCCAGCCGGCCCUUCUGGCCUUCGUCGCCCUCCAACGGCGUCCUUGAGCAGAACCCCUUCGUCGGCAUCUGGGGCAACCCCUACGACCUGACCAUGGGCGACCUCCACUACUACAACUACGCGGCCGACUGCACCGACGUGGCCAACUUCCCCAGCCCGCGCUUUGCGUCGGAGUACGGCUACCAGUCCUUCCCCUCGUUUGAGACCUGGCGGCCCGUGACCCAGCAGGGCGAUUGGCACCCGUUCUCUGAUCUCAUGCUGCAUCGCCAGCACCACCCCGACGGCAACGCCCAGGUCCUUGCGCAAAUCCAGCACUACUUCCGCUACAACGUGACCGACUCGCUGCAGUCGUUCAAGGACUUCCUGUACCUGAGCCAGGCCACGCAGGCGCUCUGCGUCAAGGCCCAGUCGGAGCACUACCGGCGCAGCAAGGGCAUGGCGGCCAACACCAUGGGCGCCAUCUAUUGGCAGCUCAACGACAUUUGGCAGGCGCCCACGUGGAGUUCGCUGGAGUACGGAGGAAGGUGGAAGCUGCUGCACCACUACGUGAGGCACUUCUUUGCGCCGGUGCUCGUGUCGGCCUACGAACAACCCACCGACUCGCUCCAGGUCCACAUUACCAGCGAUGUCAACCAGGCGCUCUCCGGUGCUCUGUACACUCGCUUGUGGUCGUGGGACGGCGUCGGGGCGCUGGCUGAGUGGAAGACCGCCUUCUCCCUGGCUCCGCUCGCCAGCAAGCCCGUUUUGUCGGAUUCCAUCUCCUCGCUGAUCUCGGGCAAGUGUAAGCAAAGAGCCGACUGCUUCCUCACCUUCUCCGUUGUGGAUGGAUCCGGGAAUGAGGUGGCCUCCAACGUCUUCUACCUGGCCAACAUCGUCCAGAGUGCACUGCCCAAGGCCCAGAUCAGCGCGCAGGUGAGCCCCGGCAACAGCAGCCAGGAGGCCUUCGUGCAGCUCAUCUCGGACAAUGCCGCGCCGUUCGUUUAUCUGGACACCUCCUACCCCCUCAAGGGCCGCUUUGAGGACAACGGGUUCCUGUUGCUGCCGCGGACGCCCAGGAAGAUCACGUUCCACGCCACGAGCGCCGACGGGCCGAUCGACAUCGCCCGCUUCCAGCGCGAGCUGGUCGUGCGCUCCCCUGGUGACGUGUACUAA